AUGAAAGGUAAAGAUGACCGUAAUUUAUGGAACAAAGAAGCUCGAGAAUUGAGAAAAUCAAUGCCAACAAACAUUGAAGGUGUUGAUCAACAAGUGUACAAAAGUCUUAGGUUGAGUUAUGAUUACCUGCAAGAUGAGGAAGCCAAGGCUUGCUUUUUGCUUUGUUCUCUAUUUCCCGUGGAUCAUAACAUCUUAAUAGAAGACUUGGUACGAUAUGGGAUGGGGUUGAGGGCAUUCAAAAAAGUUGAUACAGUGCAUGAAGCCAGUGGCAGUGCAAAGUCAGUGACUGACAAUCUCAUAGCUUCUUGUUUGUUAUUAGCUAGUGACAAUAAACAAGAUUGUAUCAAAAUGUAUGAUGUUGUACAUGAUGUUGCCAUAGAUAUUGGGUCCAAAAAGUGUUUUGUAAGAGAUAGUUGCAAUUUGAAAGAUUGGCCAAAUAUGGAUAGUUUGGAUCUAUACACUAGCAUAUCAUUGAUGAGAAAUCAAAUUAGUAACCUUCCUGAGGUCUUGGAGUGUCCAAAGCUCCAAAUAUUACUAUUACCAGGCAAUGGAAAUGCAUGGUCAUGUUCACAUGAAUUCUUUUCAAGGAUAAAUGCGCUUAGUGUUUUUGAUUUCUCAUUACUAGGAUUUUGA
Molecule: messenger RNA, 633 nt
Organism: Camellia sinensis
Lineage: Eukaryota; Viridiplantae; Streptophyta; Magnoliopsida; Ericales; Theaceae
Product: disease resistance protein RFL1-like
Source: RefSeq, a predicted model, not a curated record